Messenger RNA from Coffea eugenioides, 3906 nucleotides. Its product is annotated as putative late blight resistance protein homolog R1B-14. The coding region runs from base 1 to 3192 and encodes 1063 amino acids. The record is from RefSeq and is a predicted model, not a curated record. NCBI's taxonomy places the organism in Eukaryota, Viridiplantae, Streptophyta, Magnoliopsida, Gentianales, Rubiaceae. The transcript is spliced from 2 exons. Gene Ontology annotation, molecular function: ADP binding. Gene Ontology annotation, biological process: defense response to other organism.
AUGGAGAUGGCCUCCACUUGCAGCAUCGAUCGUGUCUUACUUGAUCUAGAGUUGCUUCUGAACAAAUUCCGAUACCGGUAUGUUCCUGACGAUUUUAGUGUUGCAAUCAAACACAUGAAAUUUCUCAAAACAUUUCUUAUGUGUGCAAGAAAGUGGAGCCAAAGCAAUGAUUUGUACUUGGAAUCUGACAAUGUUGUGAAGAAGGUGAGUCUUUCAUCUUUCUUUUCUUGCAUUGAAGAUACCUUUCACAAAUAUGAGGAGGAUAUUCACUGUGGAAUAUUCCCCGAAAUUAAGAAACAGAUCAAAUUGCUUCAGCAAGAAAUCAUCCAAAAAAUCAUCCAUAUUGACUUUGCUUUGGCAAGCAGCAGGUCAUUGCAAUCAAAUUCUUGUAUGACAGAUGAUGAACUGUUGGAAUUCAUAGACCUCAUCCUACAAGAUCUAGCAGAUUUGACAAAUUACGCUAUGAGUUUCGAAAUUAGUGAAUCGUGUAUUUUGAGUGCUCAAGUCCAAGCCCUUGAAGCAAAGCUGACGUUCUUGAAAAGCUUCAUUCCCUUUGCCAAAAUGCGAGGAACUGCAGAUAUUCCUGCCUUGCUAUUGGCGCACUUUGAAGUGGCGGCUUUGAAAGCAGCACGCCUCUCUUACAUGUUUUCUUAUUGGGAUGAUGCAAAGGAAAUGCACUAUCCUGAGUUCCACUCCAUGAUGCAUGAACAACAACAGAAGAUCAGAGCUGUUGAUUUUCAAGUCUAUGAGAUUUACAUGGAAGUUCUUAGAGCUACAAGAUCCUCAAAAUCAUUGCAUAAUAGAAUGAUGGAUCAGCAGAUAUUGAACAACUUCAAUGAUUCUCUUACAGGUUGUCUCUGGGAGCUGUUCUGCUGCAGUUCAAGUUUUAUGGAUUCUAUGAAAGAUGAAAUGGUAAUACUCUAUGCAGGACUGAGAUUCUUGAGAAGCAUUUUAAGGGAGCAUCAGGAGAAAAUGGAUGAACAAAACGAAAAAAUUGGUGCUCUUCUUAGUGAGGCAGGCAUUAUAAUUUGCUCGCCUUCUCUAAACAGAGUGAAAGGAGGAGAAGUUAGCUUCUCAGAGUCCACAGAUGCCCUUGACUGUUAUGAUAUGCUGGCUAAGACCAACAUCCAUAUCAAGCAUUUUAAGGAUCAGAUCAGUGGCUCUAGCAUUAUUGAAAGUAUUCCUUCCUUUCAUAGCUUAAGAGCACCAGAAGUUAGCAAGACUUCCAGCCGCAUGCUAUCAAAAGGUAAAAUGCCAGUAACCCAUGAAGUCAUGGUUGGUCUUGAUGAUGAGGCAGCAAAAGUAAUUGACCGACUUGUAAGCGGAUCAAAACAGGUGGAAAUUGUUCCCAUUGUGGGAAUGGCUGGGCUUGGUAAGACAACUUUAGCCAAAAAAGUUUACAAUGAUAGGUCAGUAAUCUGUAACUUCCACAUUCGUCUUUGGUGUACUGUUUCUCAAGAAUUUAACAUGAAAAAUGUGUUGCUUCAAAUUUUGUGCUCUGAUGGCAAACAUUCUAGGAAGGAUGAGUUUCAAAAUCUGGAUGAACAUGCGUUGCUUGAAAAGCUCUAUCAAAGGCUAUUGAAGAAUCGGUAUCUUGUUGUUUUUGAUGAUGUCUGGGACAUUGAGGUAUGGAAUGAGCUGAGAAUUGCAUUCCCCAAUGACAAGAAUGGAAGUAGAAUCAUCUUUACGAGUCGAUUUUCUAAUGUAGCUUCAGAGGUUCAAUAUGGUGGAGAACCUCACUAUCUUCACCCACUCAGUGAGAAAGAAAGUUUUGAACUACUGCUGAAGAAGGUUUUUGGAGAAGAAGAUUGUCCUCAAGGAUUGCAUGGAUACAUGAUGGAGAUUGCCAAAAAAUGCAGGGGAUUACCAUUUGCAGUUGUUGUUGUAGCUGGAAUUCUAGCAACUAUAGAGCAUGAUAUUUUGGUUUGGGAAGAAUUUGCUGAAAGUUUAACUUCGACCACGGUGUCUGGUACAGACCAGUGGAAGAAGUCAUUGGAGCUCAGUUAUGAGCAUUUACCAUAUCACUUGAAGGCAUGCCUGCUGUAUUUUGCAGCAUUUCGAGAAGAUGAAAAAAUUGGUGCCAAGAAUUUGAUGCGCCUCUGGAUUGCAGAAGGGUUUGUGAAAAAAAUUGAAGGAAAGAGAUCAGAGGUCAUUGCAGAAGAAUAUCUGAUGGACCUUAUUGGUCGAAACUUAGUUAUGGUAAGUAAAAGCGGAUCCAUUGGUGGAGUCAAAACUUGUUACAUUCAUGAUUUGAUAUUUGAGUUCUGUAAGGACGAGGCGAAAGAAAAGAAAUUUCUUCAGGUCUUGCGAGGAUAUGAUGAGCUUUCUACCUUUAAUGAGCCUCCCAACCUACCUCGGUUGUCCAUUUGCUCCAGUGAAGAAGAUUUUAUAAAGUCAAGGCUAUUUUGUCCGCAUUUAGCCAGUCUGCUAUUCUUCCAUGCUACUCCAGGAUACAAGGAGUUUAUGUUGCAUAACAUUUCCUUCCUUUUUUGCAUCUACAAACAUCUUAAAGUUUUGAAUUUAGAGGGCAUUAACCUAUGGCUGAAGGAGCUUCCAACUGAAGUCGAAUCACUUCUUUGUUUGAGGUACUUAGCCCUUACAGCUUGGCACAUGAAAUUCAUUCCGCCAUCUAUAGCCAAGCUCUCACAUUUGGAAACCUUCAGUCUAAAUUCUCAUGCGAUGGUGUCAUUGCCAGAUAGCAUCUGGAACAUGAGGAAUUUGAGGCAUGUAUGUUUGAAGGGUGGCGUCGUUAUUGGUCUUUCUUCCAAUGACAACGUUGUUGAAAACCUCUCCAAUUUAGACACACUCUCUACUCUGUUUCUUUUUCUUGACGAAGGGGGAGAGAACCUGUUGAGAAGGAUUCCCAACGUUCGCCGACUUAAAAUUCGCAAUUUGGGGGGACAAAACAGAGUAUACUGCAACAUGAGUCAACUAGCAUGCCUAGAAUCACUCACCUGUUUGGGCCAUUACUGCCCAAGUUCAUGGGAACAUGUUGAGCCUCCCUUUCCCAUGAAUUUGAAGAAGUUGAGUCUUGGCGGUCUGGGUCUUCCCUGUAGAAAAAUGUCAUUGAUUGAACAACUACCCAAUCUUGAAGUCCUCAAAUUAAGAAUGCGGUCAAUGGACGGCCAAAAAUGGGAGCUGAUGGAAGGAGGAUUCCCUAAACUCAGGGUCUUGACUCUGGCAUGUGCCUAGAGUCACUCACCUUAGGGGGCUACCAGUUUUUCGGUUCACGGGAGCAUGUUGAGCUUUCUUUUCCCAAGAAUUUGAAGAAGUUGUCUCUUAAAAAUAUCGAUCUACCCUGUGGAAAAAUGUCAUUGAUCGAACAACUACCCAAUCUUGAAGUCCUCAAAUUAAGAGCCCAGUCAAUGGAGGGCCAAAAAUGGGAGCUGAUGGAAGGAGGAUUCCCUAAACUCGGGGCCUUGACUUUGGAAAAUGCAUGGAUUGUGGAGUGGACAGAGGCGGACCCUGACAGUGAUGAUUACUUCCCGUGCCUUCAGCAAUUAAAACUCCGAAGCAUUUCUAAAUUGGAAAUGAUGCCUGCUUGUUUAGGGCGUACAUCUACUCUUGAAACAAUUAAUGUGAGUUUUUGUGGAGAUGGCGUCAAAUCUUUAGUACGGGAAAUUGAAGAAGCACAGGAAUAUAAUGGAAAUGAGAAUCUGAAGAUCAUCAUCAUAGAUUGAGCUGGUGCAAUAUCUGGGAGUGUGAUGGUCAUCUGUGUGGUCUGGCUUUCUUUGGUGCUUUUGUGGAAGAUUGAGGUGAAAAUUGAAAGGAUCGAUGGCUCUUUUCUUGUCAAGACAUGGUGGAAACAAUCAAUUUAAUGAGAUUUGUACACCGUGCACCAUUUUAUCAAUAUGCACGGCCGCUUAAAGGUUAUUCAGAUAUUUUUGCUGUUGGUGUAUUUUGUGU